Hipposideros armiger (great roundleaf bat) is the source of this 6221-nucleotide messenger RNA. It is a transcript of the gene MAPT, whose product is annotated as microtubule associated protein tau. Gene Ontology annotation, biological process: microtubule cytoskeleton organization; neuron projection development. Gene Ontology annotation, molecular function: microtubule binding. The coding region runs from base 348 to 2168 and encodes 606 amino acids. The transcript has 14 exons. The record is from RefSeq and is a predicted model, not a curated record. NCBI's taxonomy places the organism in Eukaryota, Metazoa, Chordata, Mammalia, Chiroptera, Hipposideridae. Gene Ontology annotation, cellular component: neuron projection.
GGGAAGCGCCGGGAGCAGCGAGCCAGAAGGCUGGGGACAGCGAGCCGUGGGCCGCUCGCGAGCACCUACUAGUGGCCGGAGGAGAAGACAUCCGUGGAGGCCUUGCUGCCCGGCCCUCCCCAGGGGAGGCUCGCGUUCCCGCCGCUCGCGCCUGCGCCGCCCGCCGGCCUCGGGAGCGCGCCCUCUCGCUGGUGCGCGCGCUCGCAGUCUCCGUCACCCACCAGCUCCGGCACCAGCAGCAGCACCGCCGCCACCGCCCACCUUCUGCCGCCGCCACCAGACACUUUAUCCUGUGCUUUCCUCUUCUGCCCUCGCCCUCUGUCGACUACCAGGGGCCUUGAACCAGGAUGGCUGAGCCCCGCCAGGAGUUCAACAUGAUGGAAGAUCAUGCUGGGACAUACGGGCUGGGGGACAGGAAAGAUCUCGCCUCUCAGGGGGGCUACAACGUCCUGCAGGACCACGAGGCCGAUGUGGACCACGGUCUGAAAGGCUCUCCCCUGCAGGCCUCCGCCGAUGACGGAUCUGAGGAACCAGGCUCUGAAACCUCUGAUACUAAGCGCACUCCGACGGCCGAAGACGUGACAGUGCCCUUAGAGGAUGAGGGAGCCCCCGGCAAGCAGGUGGUCGCUCAGCCCCACACGGAAAUCCCAGAAGGAACCACAGCUGAAGAAGCAGGCAUUGGAGACACCCCCAACCUGGAAGACCAAGCUGCUGGACAUGUGACUCAAGUUUCCGCAGAGCCCCAGGCCUCAGGGCCCGCAGCGGAAGGGCACGAUGAGCCCCCCGAGUUCACGUUCCACGUGGAAAUCAAAGCCAAUGUGCAGAAGGAACAGGGACGUUCAGAGGUGGAUUUGGAAGGGGCUGCACUUCCGGGGGCCCCUGGAAAGGAGCAGGAGCCCCAGGGCCCCUCUGAGGAGGAGGACACAGAAACGACUGACCUUCCAGAACCAUCUGGAAAGCAGCCUGCAGCUGGUCUUCCGGGGAAGCCCGUCAGCCGGGUCCCUCAACUGAAAGCUCGCAUGGUCAGUAAAAGCAAAGACGGGACUGGAAACGACAAGAAAACCAAGACAUCCACACCUUCCUCCGCUAAAACCCUGCACAAUAGGCCUUGCCUUAGCCCCCAACGCCCCACUCCUGGUAGCUCAGACCCUUUGAUCAAACCCUCCAGCCCUGCCGUGUGCCCAGAGCCAUCUUCCUCUCCUAAACACGUCUCUUCUGUCACACCCCGAACUGGCAGUUCUGGAUCAAAGGCGAUGAAAGUCAAGGGGGCGGAUACUAAAACUGGAACAAAGAUUGCCACACCCCGGGGGGCAGCCCCUCCAGGCCAGAAAGGCCCAGCCAAUGCCUCCAGGAUUCCAGCGAAAACCACCCCUUCCCCAAAGACCCCACCUGGCACAGGUGAACCUGGGAAAUCUGGGGAUCGCAGUGGCUACAGCAGCCCCGGCUCUCCGGGCACUCCUGGCAGUCGUUCCCGCACCCCGUCCCUGCCCACCCCACCCACCCGGGAGCCCAAGAAGGUGGCGGUGGUCCGCACUCCACCCAAAUCGCCGUCUUCAGCCAAGAGCCGCCUGCAGACUGCCCCCGUGCCCAUGCCUGACCUGAAAAACGUCAGGUCCAAGAUUGGCUCCACCGAAAACCUGAAGCACCAGCCAGGAGGCGGGAAGGUGCAGAUAAUUAAUAAGAAGCUGGAUCUUAGCAACGUCCAGUCCAAGUGUGGCUCAAAGGAUAAUAUCAGACACGUGCCAGGAGGCGGCAGUGUGCAAAUAGUCUACAAACCAGUGGACCUGAGCAAGGUGACCUCCAAGUGUGGCUCGCUAGGCAACAUCCAUCAUAAACCAGGAGGUGGCCAGGUGGAAGUGAAGUCUGAGAAGCUGGACUUCAAGGACAGAGUCCAGUCGAAGAUCGGAUCCCUGGACAAUAUCACCCACGUCCCUGGCGGAGGGAACAAAAAGAUCGAAACCCACAAGCUGACCUUCCGUGAGAACGCCAAAGCCAAGACAGACCAUGGGGCGGAGAUCGUGUACAAGUCGCCCGUGGUGUCUGGGGACACGUCUCCGAGGCACCUCAGCAACGUGUCCUCCACAGGUAGCAUCGACAUGGUAGACUCGUCCCAGCUCGCCACACUAGCUGACGAAGUGUCCGCCUCCCUGGCCAAGCAGGGUUUGUGAUCAGGCCCCCGGGGCGGUCGAUAAUCGUGGAGAGAAGAGAGUGAGAGAGUGUGGGAAAAAAAAGAAUAAUGACCUGGCCCUUCACCCUCUGCCUUCCCCCAGCUGCUCCUCACAGGUCGGUUAAUCGGUUAAUCACUUAACCUGCUUUUGUCGCUCGGCUCUGGCUCGGGACUUCAAAAUCAGUGACGGGAAUAAUAGCAAAUUUCGUCUUUCCAAAUUGAUGGGGUGGGCUAGGAAUAAUAAAAUGUUUUUAAAAACACUUGGAAAGAUGGCCACCCCCAACAUUUCCUUGGGCAAUUACUUUUGAUUCUUUUUUUUCCCCCCCCUCUGAGUAGAAGAGGGAGGAGGAGAGGCUCUGAAAGGUGCUUCUGGGGAAUUUCAAGGGACUGGGGUGCCCCUCCUCUGGCCCCAUCUUGGGGGCGUCACAGAGGCAGCAGCAGCAACGAAGGAUUUGCAACUUGGUGCGUUGGUGGAGCCACAGGCGCAUUGAACCUUGUGUGAGUGGGAUGGGGUGGGGGUGGGGAGAGACAGUAGAGGCUGAGGCGGGGUGGGGGGGGGAGAGCUGGCGAGUGUGGGAGAGCAGGCGAGUGGGGGGCAGGAGAUACUGCUCCCUGCUGGGAGGGCCAACAGCCGCCACAACGCAGCACACUCGACCAAGUGGCCUCCUGUUCUUGGUGGCCCGGGGUCUGCUGCGGGUCAGGGUGUCACCCUCUGGGAGAAGGGCUCUGGUCCCUCCCAGCCUGAAGGGACAGUGGGCAGGAGGAGAAGGUUGGUGGGAGGGUGGUACCCUGUGGGUUCCUUCCUCAGAGAAGACUGACCUCAGCGUCCUGAGUGCUGGCCUUGUUCUCCCCGCCCACAGGGGCGGGGGUCCCCUGAGCUGAGGGGCUCCCCUCCGCCCCACAGAAACCCCGUUUUAUUGAGUUCUGACGGUUGGAACUGCAGCCACGAUUUUGGCCACCUCACAGAUCUGGACUUUAGGGCUAACCAGUUCUCUUGUAAGGACUUGUGCCUCUUGGGGGACACCCGCCUGUUCCCAAGCCUGGGCCCCUGGCAUCUCUAGAGUGUGCGGGGGCCUGGGGGGCGGGUCCUGAGCCUCUCGUCCCUCCCACGGCCACUGCAGCCACUUGUCGCCUGUGUGUCUGCUGUGUGGAGCCCAGUCACUGCCUGUACCCCUCAUUAUGUCACACUGUCCCGAGUUCCCAGCCUCACCAAACCCCUUCUCGGUAAUGGACAUUGUGUGGACGUGGGAGGCACCUACUGUGAACGAAGGGCUGAAAUCGAGGGAAGGCCAAGCGCGGGCACAAGGUGGGACUGCAGUCUCAGUCUCAGUCACACUCAUCCAACUGGCAUGUCCCUCACGAUGAACCUGACGACCCUACCUUACGCGGUUCCCUGUCCCCCGCUUCCCAUCACGGAUGUGAACAGGGUGGCUCGGCAAUGACCCUGGAUGUGGACUUGGAGGGCCUUUUUCUCCCAGAAGGCCGGUCCCCUUCCUGUGCUGAGCUGGCAGCAGGCGGGGUGUCCUGGCUGCCAGAGAUGGCACUGGGACAGGCAGGCCUCUCAGGGCAGGACUACAUCCCUUCUGUCCCCUACUUCCGCCCCCCCCUCCCGCUUGUGACUGCCAGCCUCUCAGAGCUCAGCCGCUCCUCAACCCCAGGUGCAUAUAAUCAGCCCUCCACGCGCCCAAAAGGGAAACACACCCCCUUGGAAAUGGUUCUUCCCCCGUCCCAGCUGAAGGCAAUGCUGUCUGUCCUGCUGGAGCAGCUGAACAUAUACAUAGAUGUCACCUUUCCUUCCCCGUCUCACCCUGUCACGUUAUAGUCGGAUUUGUCUGUUUAUGCUUGGAUUCACCAGAGUGACUAUGAUAGUGAAAAGAAAAAAAAAAAAAAAAGGACGCAUGUAUCUUGAAAUGCUUGUAAAGAGGUUUCUAACCCGCCCUCCGGAGGGUCCUGGAUGUCUCGUACCCCCAUGCUGGGCCCGGGUUCCAGGGGGCCAGUGUGGCUCCUAUCUGUUGGGGUCCCCCAAUCUCUGAAAGGCUUUCUGCAGCAUCUGGGACCCAACAGGGACCAGAUUCUGACAUCUGAGAACCCUCAGCUGCGAAGAACCCCGAAGCACAGGACCAGGACAGAAGCUGCGGUGGCCCCUCCGGCCCCCCAGGGCCUCCCUUGGUCUUGGGACUGGCCUGGUUGGCAGCAUGAAGAUGGGCCUCUCUGGUCACAGCCUAGAGAAGCCCCACAGCGGCCCUGAAAGAGGGCCUUCCAAUUCCCUGCAUCAGGAGAGAGAUGAAGCCAGUGCCGGCUGGGGAAAGGUCUGCGGCCCACCCCUUCGCCUGGGGUCCCUCUCCAAGCUCUCCCUCAGGAAGGGCAGCCCAGGCCUCCCCACCAAGGGCCCCACAGCCACAGCAGGGCUUGGGAUACACUGCCUGCCCUGAACGAGGCCCCAGCCGCCCGACAGAGGGAGGGUGACCAGUCAGGAGACACCAUUCCCAAAGCCUUGGCCAGAGCCCCCGCUGACCUUGCACAACUCCCAUCUGCUGCAGUGGGGGAAGGGAAGCAACCCUUGGUAGAAAACUGUUGUUUAAAGAAACUCAGCAACCUCAGGCCCACUUCUGCCACUUUCGGUUUAGGUGGUUUAAAGCGACCCCGGGGGAUGGUGGUAGGAGUCAGGGCACCCCUCUAGGACUGGAGGCUUCAUUUGCAGCCAGAGCUUUCUGUGCAAGGAAGCGUCUUGGCCCAGAACUUUCCACUCUGAGGCUCCCCACUGUCCUUUGAGUCCCAGCCGUUCUUAGAAGCGUUCUAAGAAAAAAAAAGUAAAUGUGGCUUCAAGACUUAGUAGCUGUUAGUGACGUGGCCCCUCAUUCCUGCCACUAAUUUUGGCUGCGUUUCUUCUUGCACGUCUUCUGGCUUUCUCUUCCUGCAGUUCCUGCGCCCUGUUCUUCAGUACCUUCUUCCGAGGGCCUUAAUUGGAGGGCUGUGGAAUCUCUGUAGGGUGGGCUCCUGGGGUCAGCCUCAAGGUCAUGGUUUCGGGUGAUCAGGUCAGUGCGGGCAGGGAGAUUGCAAAGGGAUGCUGGCUUGCGACAUUCACUGAGGACAAUCUCCCAAGGGCUGGGCACUCGCCCAUCCCCCUUCCCCACCUCCAUUGUCAAUGUCCCUUGGGUGGGCUAGAUAGGAUAUGCUAAAUGUCUGGUUCCUUCAAGCUCUCCACUCUAUCAAUAGUUCCAUUUAAAUUGACUUCAGUGGUGAGACUGUAUCCUGUUUGCGAUUGCUUGUGCUAUGGGGGUAGGGGGGAGGAACCUGUAAGAUAGUUACCAUGGGCCAAGGGAAGUCUUGGAGCGCAGCAGUUUUAAACUGCCUUGUAACCCUUUUUCUUCAUUUCACCCACGUGUGCUAGAGGUCCUUGGGGCUUCACCUUUUCAGUGACAUGAUUCCCAAGUGCAGCAGGCUGCCCGCUACUUCCCAUCUCCCUCCCAGCCACAUGCAGUGAGGAUGGGGGAAUCUGGAGAUAUGGUUGCUCUGGCUUCUUGCCGGGUCCCAAGCCCCCAGUCACGCCUCCCAAAGAUCCUGGCAUCCUUUCCUCUAAGCCGUGGGCACCUCCGUGUCCUUCCCCACCAGCUCCCAGACACGCAGCCUAUAUCUCACAGCUGCCAAGAUCUCUUCCUUCACCCUCUUUUACUUUUGUCCCCCAAAUAAAGUCAAGAGGUGGGGAUGAGGGCAGAGGUGGAGAUCAUCAGCGUGUCCCACAUACAGACCCGUGGCUUCCUGAGACUUCCGGUUGCUCUUCCGUGUUGAAAAGGGUUACCCUGGGCACCGACCCAGUCUCACCUCCUAAUGGACUUAGCCCGUGAAUUUGCAGUGCUGGGCAGGACAAUUUCUGGCACUUGCAAGUCCCAUGAUUUCUUCAGUCAUUUUAAGGGUGGGGGGAGGGACAUGAAACCAUAUUAGCUUAGCUUCCUGUCUGUGAAUGUUCAUAUGGUGUAUUGUGUGUUUUAACAAAUGAUUUACACUGACUGUUGCUGUAAAAGUGAAUUUGGAAAUAAAGUUAUUACUGAUUAAA